CCCUCAACCGUCAGACGCAGCAUCUUUUUCAAUCCACGCCCAAUUGACCCCGCCCCGCGCCUCUCGAAUCUCCGAAUCACACAAAAGUCGUUAUAUUUGGGGAAAUGGCCAUCAUCAGACACACUGCCGCGCCGCUCCGAGCGGUGCGCUGCCUCCGCCAGCCCGUCGCCACGAGGUCCUUUUCAGUCACCGCCCAACGACUAGGCGGCGGUGCUCAGUUCGAGCCCCCCAGCGGCUGGCUCUGGGGUAUCAAGCCCGGAGAGAAGCCUGAGCCCGAGGGAUGGGAAUGGCCCAUGUACCUUUUCUGCGGCAGCUUGUUGGUUGCCACGGCCGCCAUUGCUUUCAAGCCCGAUACAAGCGUUUCUACCUGGGCUCUGGAAGAGGCCCGCAGAAGACUCGAGGCCGAGGGUGUUAUUUCAGAAACAGAAAAUGACAAGAAGGAUUCGUAAAGCAUAGAAUUUUUUGGGCAUCAGGCAUUAGAGAUGGAAUGACAUGGAAACCGCCUCGUCGCGAGGCAAAAACAGUGUAUAUGGUAUCAACUUAUUUCCUUUGUUUGCGCUGCUCAAAGGAUGAAAAUCUUUGGGCUCCCUUUAUUAUUAGAAGACGGCGAUUAAUUCACAGCAUUCACCGUACUUUGUUCCCCCCCCCUUUGUUAUAAACGUAUUACAGGUACAAGGCAACACAUGGAUCUGUGUAUAGCAUGUUACUUGUUUUUUUGAUCACUAUUUUAACUUUACAUCUGUUUACUCGGGGGUAACAUAGCUCCACUUGUGAGGCUCCUCGCCAUAUUGAAUACCCUCAAUCCAGUCCUUCAUUCUGAGAGCAAUCUCACCAGACUCCUCGUUGGCCUUGAGACCGCAGUCAACGAGGUCACCCUUCCAUGAGAUGGCACGGAUGGGGCUGACAAUGGCGGCAGUGCCAGCACCGAAUGCCUCAAUCAAUCUGCCCUCCUUAGACGCUUCAGCAAGCUCAAACAUCGUGUACUUGCGCUCGCUAAUCUUCCAGCCUUCAGGAACAAGGCGCUCUCUAGCAAGCUGCAAAACAGAGUCACGAGUGACACCCUCGAGAAUAGUUCCGUCAAGAGGGGCAGUGACAAGCUCCUUCUGGCCAGUCUUCUUAUCCUUGAUAGCAGCAAACAUGUUCAUGGUGCCGACUUCAGUAACGUACUCCUCUUCUCCGAAGAGCCAAAGGUUUUGUUGGAAACCUCUGCUUGCAGCCUGCUGCUGAGGAACAAUGCAGGGGGCGUAGUUUGCACCAAGCUUCUUGUCACCAACACCACCGGGCCAUGCGCGGACAGCGUAAUCUGUAGCCUCUAGCGAAACGGCCUUGAAGCCGGUGGGGUAGUAAGGGCCAACGGGCGAAGCAAUAACAAACAACAUAGCGGACUGGGGGGUACCAACACCAAGGGUCUUCUGAGUACCAAUCAUGGUCGGGCGGAGGUACAGCGAGUAACCCUUUUGGUCGGGGAUAAAUCGAGACUCGAGCUGGGCAAACUUGGAGAUGAGCUCAAUGAGAGCCUCGGAGUUAAAAGUAGGAAGGGCGAUACGGGCAGACGACUUGUUGAAGCGGUCCAUGUUCUUCUCCGGGCGGAAGAGACGAACCUUGCCGUCCUUAUCUUUGUAUGCCUUCAUGCCCUCGAAGCACUCAAAGGCGUAGUGGAAGACGCAAGUCGCCGGGUCGAGAGAAAGGUUCUGGUAAGGGGUAAUGCGAGGCUCACGCCAGCCCUCGGUGGCAUCCCAUUCGAUGGCGAGCAUGUGGU
Molecule: messenger RNA, 1759 nt
Organism: [Torrubiella] hemipterigena
Lineage: Eukaryota; Fungi; Ascomycota; Sordariomycetes; Hypocreales; Clavicipitaceae
Source: the annotation of a GenBank genome assembly